This is a messenger RNA of Fusarium pseudograminearum CS3096, 1497 nucleotides long. RefSeq lists its product as uncharacterized. NCBI's taxonomy places the organism in Eukaryota, Fungi, Ascomycota, Sordariomycetes, Hypocreales, Nectriaceae. Gene Ontology annotation, molecular function: iron ion binding; oxidoreductase activity, acting on paired donors, with incorporation or reduction of molecular oxygen; monooxygenase activity. The transcript has 5 exons. The record is from RefSeq and is a predicted model, not a curated record. The coding region runs from base 1 to 1497 and encodes 498 amino acids.
AUGUCGUCCGAUCUGGAUAUAAUUUUGGACAACCAUCAGUACGCAAUUCUUUGCAGCAUUGCUCUGUUCACUAUCUUCAUUGCAAGAUAUUCUUUCCUCGACCGUAAUGGAAAGUACCCGUUCUUGAACCCAAAGAAAACCUUUGAGCUUACGACCAAUCGUGUUGUCAACGAGUUCAUUGGCGACAGCAAGAAUGUCCUCGCUAAAGGCAGAGCUUUGUACAAAGAUCAACCUUACAGGGCCAACACAGAUUGGGGAGAAGUCGUCAUCAUACCUCCCCAGUUUCUCAGCGAACUGAAAAGUCACAAAGAUUUGAACUUCCAAAGUGCCGCCGAGGAUGACUCUCAUGGAUAUAUCCCCGGGUUUGAACCCUUCCAUGGCGAUCCCAACGUUUCCAAGGUUGUGAGCAAAUACUUGACGAAAGCCUUGACCAAGGUCACUAGACCUUUAUCGGAGGAAGCAUCAUUGGCAUUCCGUGAUGUUCUUACCAAUUCAACAGAGUGGCAUGAGAUACAACCGUCUCAAGACUUUAUGCGUAUUGUGUCGCGCAUGUCUUCUCGAGUCUUCAUGGGUGAAGGCUUGUGUCGCAACGAAGAAUGGGUAAAGCUUUCAGCUGACUACACUGUUCAAGCUUUCAUGACAGGUGAUGUUCUACGAUCGUAUCCUCGAUGGGCUCGACCAUAUGUUCAUCAUUUUCUACCGUCUUGUCAAAAGCUGAGGGCCACACUUGAAGCGGCACGACAAUGCUUAAAGCCAUUUCUGGAACAACGCAACGCUAUCAAGGCUGAAGCAAUGGGAAAGGGGAAGCCGUGUCCAUUUGAUGAUUCUAUCGAAUGGUUCCAACAAGAAUACGAGCAGCAUGAUCCCGCAAUUUCUCAGAUAUUAUUAUCACUCGUGGCCAUACAUACCACUACCGAUCUGCUUACAGAAACAGCAUUCAACAUUGCUCUGAAUCCCGAGUUGUUCGAGCCGCUUCGUCACGAGAUAAUCAGCGUUAUGACCACCGAUGGACUGAAGAAGACUGCCCUUUACAACUUGAAAUUGAUGGAUAGCGUUCUAAAAGAGAGAAUGGCCACGGCAGACAUCACCCUCCCUAAUGGAGAUAUCAUCAAGAAGGGAACCAAGGUCGUCUGCGACACUACACACAUGUGGAAUCCCGAAUUUCACGAGAAUGGAGAUAAGUUCGAUGGGUAUCGGUAUCUUCGCAUGAGAGAAGCGUCUGAGCAAGACAAGAAUGCGCAUCCGCAUCUAGUCAGCCCCAGCGUUGAUCACUUGGGAUUCGGUUACGGCAAUCACGCUUGCCCUGGGCGUUUCUUUGCCGCCAACGAGCUCAAAAUUGCUCUUUGCCACAUGCUUCUGAAGUAUGAUUGGAAGCUUGCUGAUGGUGUUGUUCCCAAGGGAUCUGCCUUUGGCAUGAUGCAAACAGCUGAUACGCAAGCCAAGUUGUUUAUUCGGCGACGCAAAGAGGAAUUGGAUAUUGAUGCAGUUGAGCAUUAG